Helianthus annuus (common sunflower) is the source of this 870-nucleotide messenger RNA. RefSeq names its product 60S ribosomal protein L12. Gene Ontology annotation, molecular function: large ribosomal subunit rRNA binding; structural constituent of ribosome. Gene Ontology annotation, biological process: translation. The transcript has a single exon. The record is from RefSeq and is a predicted model, not a curated record. The annotation marks the transcript as partial. Gene Ontology annotation, cellular component: cytosolic large ribosomal subunit; ribosome. Lineage: Eukaryota; Viridiplantae; Streptophyta; Magnoliopsida; Asterales; Asteraceae.
CAUGCAAUCACUCUCAACCCUUCACCACCGGAAAAUGCCGCCAAAAUCGACGUGUAUGUUCGCGUCACCGGCGGUGAGGUGGGUGCAGCAUCUUCACUCGCACCCAAAAUCGGCCCACUCGGCCUUUCUCCAAGAAAAAUAGGAGAAGACAUCGCAAAAGAAACAGCAAAGGACUGGAAAGGUUUACGUGUCACCGUGAAGCUCACCGUACAAAACCGUCAGGCGAAAGUAUUCGUUGUUCCUUCUGCAGCAGCUUUGGUGAUCAAAGCGUUGAAGGAGCCGGAACGUGAUAGGAAGAAGGUGAAAAAUAUUAAGCAUUCAGGUAAUAUAUUGUUAGAGGAUGUUGUUGAGAUUGCAAAAGUGAUGAAGGUAAGAUCGAUGGCGAAGGAGUUGUCGGGGGAGGUUAUGGAGAUUCUUGGUACUUGUGUUUCGGUUGGGUGUACGGUUGAUGGGAAGGAUCCGAAGGACUUGCAGCAGAAGAUUGCUGAUGGUUAUGUUGAAAUUCCAGUUGAAUAAGCGUUCUGUUAGGCAGUGGCGGAGCUUGACCAAAAGUUUUGAGUGGGCGUAAAGUGAUGGGACCCAAUUUUUUUUCCUAUCGUUAUGUUUUAGGUCGGGUCGGCUAUCGAUUCGGGUUAGGUCAAAUAAUAAUAGUUCCAAAUAAAACUAAAAAAAUUCAUUCAUUCAAAGGACCCGUUCUUACACAUAAAAACUUGCGAUUAAGUUUAUUGUGUGGUGGGUAAUCUAGGGUUAAACAAAUAAGAGUUAAAAUAUAUUUACAAAACUACCCAUUACUUAUAUACAAAGUGGUAACAAACUUUACUUUAAUUUAUAUAUUGUAUAAAUAUUUAGGAUAUACAAAGUGGUAACAAA